CAACCCGGUGGUGACACGCUCCGUUCACUGAACCGUCACAUGUUGUUCACAUCAGAAGUCAAAGCAGAGUCACUUCUGAGGAAGUGAAGCUCAGACAGUCGUUGCUCCUGAGAGGUGAAAUGGAGCAGAAAGGAGUUCAGCUGGAUCGGGAAACCUUCUCUUGUUGCAUCUGUCUGGAUCUCCUGAAGGAUCCAGUGACUAUUCCCUGUGGACACAGCUACUGCAUGAACUGUAUUAAAGCCCACUGGGAGGAAGAGGAGGGGAAGAAACUCCUCAGCUGCCCUCAGUGUAGGCAGACCUUCACACUGAGGCCUGUCCUGCUGAAGAGCACCAUGUUGGCAGCUCUAGUGGAGCAGCUGAAGAAGACUGGACUCCAAGCUGCUCCUGCUGAUCACUGCUAUGCUGGAGCUGGAGAUGUGGCCUGUGAUGUCUGCACUGGGAGGAGACUGAAGGCCUUCAAGUCCUGUCUGGUGUGUCUGGCUUCUUACUGUGAGAAACACCUCCAGCCUCAUCAUGAUGUUCCUCCUUUAAAGAAACACAAGCUGGUGGAGCCCUCCAACCAGCUCCAGGAGAACAUCUGCUCUCGUCACGACGAGGUGAUGAAGAUGUUCUGCCGUACUGAUCAGCAGUGUAUCUGCUACCUCUGCUCUCUGGAUGAACAUGAAGGCCACGACACAGUCACAGCUGCAGCAGAACGGACCGAGAGGCAGAGCGAGCUGGAGGGGAGUCGACUCAACAUCCAGCAGAGGAUCCAGGACCGAGAGGAAGACCUGAAGCUGCUCCAUCAGGAGGUGGAGGCCCUCAACCUCUCUGCUGAUAAAACAGUGGAGGACAGUGAGAAGAUCUUCACUGAGCUGAUCCGGCUCAUGGAGAACAGAAGCUCUGACGUGAAGCAGCAGGUCAGAUCCCGGCAGAGAACUGAAGUGAGUCGAGUCCAAGAGCUUCAGGAGAAGCUGGAGCAGGAGAUCACUGAGCUGAAGAGGAACGAGGCUGAGCUGAAGCUGCUGUCACUCACAGAGGAUCUCAAGCAGUUUCUACUCCACUACCCCUCACUGUCACCACGCGCUGAGUCUACACACUCGUCCGGCUUCAUCAUCCGUCCUCUGAGACACUUUGAGGACGUGGCGGCGGCUGUUUCAGAAGUCAGAGAUGAACUACAGGACGUCCUGAGAGAGAAGUGGACAAACGUCUCACUGACGGUGACUGAAGUGGACGUUUUACUGCCUCAACCAGAGCCUGAGAGCAGAGCUGGAUUCUUAAGGUAUUCAUGUGACAUCACUCUGGAUCCAAACACAGCAAACACACAGCUGUUAUUAUCUGAUGGGGACAGAAGAGCAAUAUUAAUGAGAGAAGAUCAGUCUUAUUCUAGUCACUCAGACAGGUUCACUAGAUGUUGGCAGGUCCUGAGUAGAGAGAGUCUGACUGGACGUUGUUACUGGGAGGUGGAGUGGAGAGGAGGAAGAGGAGUUGAUGUAGCCGUCGCAUACAAGAACAUCAAGAGAACAGGGAGCGGGGGUGAAUCUGGAUUUGGAUUCAAUAACAACUCUUGGGCGUUAAGAUGUUUCAACAACAGUUUUACAUUUGUUCACAACAAAGUCCAAACUCCCGUCUCUGGUCCUCAGUCCUCCAGAUUAGGAGUGUACCUGGAUCACAGAGCAGGUAUUCUGUCCUUCUACAGCGUCUCUGACACCAUGACUCUCCUCCACAGAGUCCAGACCACAUUCACUCAGCCUCUCUAUGCUGGACUUGGACUUAAAGUUCAUAGUUUGUCUGAUUUGUUGUUUGGCUUUCGAAAUGAAAGCAGUGUUGAGUUAUGUAAACUAAAAUAGACAGAAGUCCUUUGAGGGUUAAACUCUGAGUUUGAACUCUUGGACUCAUUUAGUCUCUGUGUUGCUGACAGCUGACUGUUGGUGUUUCUUCACUGCAGAGAUCAGCUGUCAGUCAGACCUUGUGGGCGGUACUUUGACGUCUGGUCCUCAUUGUUCUGUAAAGGUCUGAGUAGUUCCUGUAGGUGGCGCUGCUUCCUGUGGUUAUCCAUGGAGGCUCUCACUGCUCGUGAUGACGUGUGUUUACCUGAACUGACUUUUCUCUGCAUGAACAUUUAAACUUCUCUGAGCUCUAAAUGUCUGAUGAAUAUUCAUCUUGAUGUUUAUUAUUGUUGAUUCUCUUCCUCUGCAUGUGUCUUAAGAGAGAAGCAGCAGACCUUCAUGUCUCUGACGUGUGUUCUCUGACGUGUGUAUUUGUGAACAAAUCCUUAAUUUCAUGUAUUUGUUUGGCAGAUAUAUGAGCUCUUAUUAAACUUUAAUUAUCAUUAUCUUAAUCAAUGAGGAGAUCAUUCAUUAUUCUCUUAAAUAUAAAUGAUUCAGUUGAAACUGAUUGCGUGUGUGAUGAAUCUGUCCAUAACCUCAUUGAUCAGGAGUCAUUGAACGGACUUUAUUGAUGGGAUGUGAGAACAAACUGGAUGUUUACACCGUGAAUAAACAAACAUAAACAAAG
Messenger RNA from Pseudoliparis swirei, 2496 nucleotides. Its product is annotated as tripartite motif-containing protein 16-like. Lineage: Eukaryota; Metazoa; Chordata; Actinopteri; Perciformes; Liparidae. Gene Ontology annotation, molecular function: zinc ion binding; protein binding. The coding region runs from base 120 to 1829 and encodes 569 amino acids. The record is from RefSeq and is a predicted model, not a curated record. The transcript has a single exon.